AUGAUGACUCAGCGGAAAUAUAAAAUUUCUUUUGGCCUUCUCUUCCAUUUGGCCUGCUCCUUUGUGUAUGGCUUCCCUGCUGAUUCUGGGACUGAAUUCCGGUCUGCCUUCUCUGUCGCCAGGACCAGCAGCAUGGAAGGAAGUACUGAGAUGGUGAUCACCUUUGAUAAGGUCUAUGUAAACAUAGGGGAGGACUUUGACCCCAAAGCUGGACUAUUUCGAUGUCGCAUCCCUGGAGCUUACUAUUUCUCCUUCACUGUCGGAAAGUACCCCAAGAAAAAUUUAUCCGUCAUGCUAAUGAGAAACAAGAAUGAAGUGCAGGCAAUUGUAUAUGAUGAACAUCACCGUAAAGAGCGAAAAGUGGCCAGCCAAAGUGCCAUGCUACAAUUAGACUACGGUGAUACCGUGUGGCUACGUCUACAUGGGGAUCCAAAGUAUGCCCUGUAUAGCAAUGUGGGCCCCUAUACAACUUUCAAUGGGUACCUCAUUUAUCCAGACACCUCUAGCUACUUCCAAAAUAGAGUAGGCUCUCCAGAACUAGGGAAAGAACCUUCUCAACCUCCCUCUCAUGUCAUUCAGCAGCUUUCCAUCAACCAAAACCAAGUCUCAGAAAGACUCCUGCUUUCCGAUGAACCAGCUAGACCACAGGAUCCUCGCUCUGCCUUUUCAGCUGCCCGUUCCGAAAGCCUCCUAGGAUCGGAUGAAAAGCAAACCCAGCACGAGCCCAUCACAUUUGACACCGAGUUUGUGAACAUUGGGAAUGACUUCAAUUUUUCAACUGGCAUCUUUGCAUGUCGUGUUCCAGGCGCCUACUAUUUUUCAUUCACCAUUGGCAAAAUGCCUUUCAAAACAAUGUCAGUAAAGCUGAUGAAGAACCACAAUGAAGUUCAGGCCAUGAUCUAUGAUGAUAACCACUCCAAAAGGAGGGAGAUGCAGAGCCAGAGCAUUAUGCUUCCUCUGCAAUCUGGUGACAUUGUCUGGCUCUACAGUCACCAGCAUGAUGGCUACGGUGCUUACAGCAAUCAUGGCAAAUACAUAACCUUCACUGGCUUCCUUGUCUAUCCAGAGACUAAGACAAAAUUCUCUUUAGAUUCCAACAUUGCUCCAGGGUCAAACCUCUAAAUGUGCAUAUACAACACAAGAAGCAUAGGAGCAAUCUAGAUGCAUCAGACUCUUGUGCAGGUCCUGGACAAACAUCACUCUUCAUAUGAGAAGAUAUAAGCAUGCUAUUACA
Messenger RNA from Notechis scutatus (mainland tiger snake), 1234 nucleotides. RefSeq names its product C1q and TNF related 4 (gene C1QTNF4). Gene Ontology annotation, molecular function: protein binding. Lineage: Eukaryota; Metazoa; Chordata; Lepidosauria; Squamata; Elapidae. The record is from RefSeq and is a predicted model, not a curated record.